CGUGGGACACCCUCGUAGUGACCUGCACGGGCCGCAGAUCACGGCGGCGGACGGCGCGCUGCUGGACGAGCACGACUCCUUCUACCUCACCACCAAGAGCCUGCUCGUGCUGUUCCAGAUCAUGGGCGUCAUGCCCAUCAUGCGGGUGUCGCGCCAUGCUAAGACGACUAAGCGCACUACGUUCAACUGGAUUUCGAAGGCGACGCUCUGGGCUUACCUCGUCUGGAGUCUGGAGUGCAUUGUUGUCGUCAAAGUGGGCAGGGAGCGGCUGGAAACCUUCCAGAACAGUUCCAACAAGCGGUUCGACGAGGUCAUCUACAACAUCAUAUUCCUGAGCAUUCUCAUCCCUCACUUCCUGCUGCCCAUCGCGUCGUGGCGACACGGGUCGCAGGUCGCCAUCUUUAAAAACAUGUGGACUCACUAUCAGCUGAAAUACCUGAAGAUCACGGGCACCCCCAUAGUGUUCCCCAACCUUUACUCGCUGACUUGGGGGCUCUGCAUCUUCUCCUGGGGGCUGAGCUUUGCAGUCAUACUGUCCCAGCACUACUUGCAGGAUGACUUCGAACUCUGGCAUUCCUUCGCCUACUACCACAUCAUCGCUAUGCUGGACGGAUUCUGCUCCUUAUGGUACAUAAACUGCAACGCAUUUGGCACGGCGUCCAAGGGCCUCGCCACAAACCUGCACAAGGCUUUGGAAGCGGACCACCCCGCGCUGAAACUGGCUCAGUACCGCCAUCUCUGGGUGGACCUGUCACACAUGAUGCAGCAGCUAGGCCGAGCAUACUCCAACAUGUACGGAAUCUACUGCAUGGUGAUAUUCUUCACGACGACGAUCUCACUCUACGGAGCACUGUCGGAGAUCCUCGAGCACGGGUUGAGCUACAAGGAGAUGGGGCUGUUCGUGAUAGUGGGCUACUGCAUGACGCUGCUCUUCAUUAUAUGCAACGAGGCCUACCACGCCACGCGGAAGGUGGGCCACGAGUUCCAGGUGCGGCUACUGAACGUGAACCUCGGCUCCAUAGACCGCAACACGCAGCGCGAGGUCGAGAUGUUCCUGGUCGCCAUCGCCAAGAACCCACCAAUCAUGAACCUGGACGGCUUCGCUAAUAUUAAUAGGGAACUGUUCACUGCGAACAUAAGCUUCAUGUCGACAUACCUGAUAGUCCUGAUGCAGUUCAAGCUGACUCUGCUCCGUCAGGGCGCGCGCAAGAUGCUCAAGACCAUCGUGAUGGCCGUGUUCAACUCCACCACCACGCUGGCUGAUGAUGAUGAAGAGGAGGAGCCGGAUGUUGGCCAGUAGACUGGGGUAGCUGGGUGAAGGAGCGUGCAUAUUAUGACGGGCUACGAGUUUGAUAGUUGGUCGAAAACUUUUAUAGUUUAACUUUUAUAAUAGAAUAGGCUUAAAUAGGUUGAGUUUAGUUUAAAUUUUAGAGAUAGGGUUUGUUGUACUUUUAGAAGUGAUUUUAGUACGAAUCUAUAAUUUAAUAAGUAAUUAAGUAAAUGAAACAAU
Plutella xylostella (diamondback moth) is the source of this 1510-nucleotide messenger RNA. NCBI's taxonomy places the organism in Eukaryota, Metazoa, Arthropoda, Insecta, Lepidoptera, Plutellidae. The record is from RefSeq and is a predicted model, not a curated record.